Messenger RNA from Gaeumannomyces tritici R3-111a-1, 150 nucleotides. RefSeq lists its product as hypothetical. The record is from RefSeq and is a predicted model, not a curated record. The coding region runs from base 1 to 150 and encodes 49 amino acids. Lineage: Eukaryota; Fungi; Ascomycota; Sordariomycetes; Magnaporthales; Magnaporthaceae. The transcript has 2 exons.
AUGGCACCACGCCAAUUCUCUUGGGUCGAGCUUGUUCUGUGCCUGGCCGCCCCAAACUUGUCGACUGACGCCAACCCUUUCCCGCAUCUGUCUAUUGUUCCGAGCCUGACGACCAAGAGCACGUCUCGCAAGGCUGGUCUCUUGCGUUAG